Ooceraea biroi (clonal raider ant) is the source of this 3410-nucleotide messenger RNA. RefSeq lists its product as uncharacterized. Gene Ontology annotation, cellular component: centrosome. Gene Ontology annotation, biological process: microtubule anchoring. The record is from RefSeq and is a predicted model, not a curated record. NCBI's taxonomy places the organism in Eukaryota, Metazoa, Arthropoda, Insecta, Hymenoptera, Formicidae.
ACCGGCCGGAGGGAGAAAGUCUCCGCGCAGUGUCGCAUCCGCGAAAAAGUAGCACGCGAUGGAAAGCGUAAAUAUUUACAUCUCUUGAGAGUGUUCGUCGGAGCAUUUUUUUUAUUUCUUAAUCAUGAUAGACGGGAACAUCUCGAUGGAGGAGGACACGGAAUUACGGGACCUGGUGGUGCAGACCUUGGAGACUAAUGGAGUUCUCGCCAAAAUACGGGCGGAACUCAGGGCGAACGUGUUCCUGACACUCGAGGAACAGGAUUCGGUGAUGAAUCCUGAACCGCUUCUCAACAAAACUGUAAAGCAGUACCUGUCCAAUUCAGAAGGAAAAUUAUUGUUUUCCUUGGUUAGGGAGUUCCUAGAAUACUUUGGUCUUGAAUACACGAUAUCCGUAUAUGAUCCAGAAACGUACUUUGGCAAGGAAUAUAAUUACAUAGGAAGAAAUAAGUUGUGCGAGGAACUGGGUAUUGAUUCGACUGAGCCGUUACUGGGAGAGAUUCUGAAAAACAGCAUCAACGGUGCCUUUAAUAGUUCUCAGAAGAGCAAAACUAAUGACAGACACGAUGAAACGGACGAAGCCUCAACGAACUUCGCGAACGCGACGUUCGAAGUCUCGGUCCCGAAAAUGAUCCACAAUGAAUCUGUGUCGUCGUCGUCGAAUGACAACGACCUCUCCGAGAAGUUAGAGAGCAUUUCCGAGCAAAGCCCGAAAGUUUCAAUAAACGUGACAAUAACGGACAAGAAAUGCAAAGAUCCACCGGUCGUCGCUGACGUUACAGCGGAUACGUCGGGUUGUGAUAAGCGUCAAUCCUCUCUCAGGGAGAAUACAACAGAACAUGAUGGAAUUGAAGGUAACGGGAAUAAUAACGUAAUUUUUGAUAAGAGUACUGCGAGCCCAUACGAUGUCCGCACGAACGACCUGGCGCAGGAGACUGAUAGUAAUGUUACUUCUAAUCAAACGAGUCCACUAAACAAAUCCGAGUCUCUAAUUAAGUUUGACGAAUCUAUAGUAAUUGACGCGCGAGCAAAUCAAAACAAAGAUGUACUAACUAAGCAAAACAGUAUAAAUAGCUUGGAGUUAAGCAUAGAGAAUAACGUACAAAAUAAGAAGCCGGUUAACGUGGGAGGCAACUUCGGGAAAACUAUAUACUUCGACGAGAUUAUCGUCGGCGGCGAGCGAAAGAACGUCAAUACGAUGGGCGACGCCGAACCCUUUCUGGAGGGCUUGCCAGCGAUAAAUCAAAAUUCUAUAUUCGGCGAUUUGCCGCCGCUCAAUGGCAAAAAGGCCAAUAUUAACGAUUUGAAACAGUUGAUGGAUAUUGGUCUUGCCACUGAUGGUAUAGAUAAUUACGAAGAGGACUUUGUGUCAUCCGCGUCUGGCAGCGCGAACGAGCAAAGCCCCUCGAAGGAACCGGAUAAAACGGGCAGCCCUCUCAAAUUGCGAACGAAGAAGGAGGAGACGCCUCAAAGCGCUCGCACCGAGAACCUGAGCGAGGAUAUUGAAGAGGUAGACGAAAUAUUGAGCAGUACUUCCUGCCUCGAAGAUACGAAUACGGAUAAGAAUAUAUCAAACUUUACGACGGGUAUUACCGCGGAUUACAUAUAGAAGAACUUUUCACUCGUGUCACUCUUAUACAGAUUCUCUCCGUGAGAAAAUUAGACAACUAGAAAAAAAAUUAAUCUCUCCUGUACGUAACAACUCGACGAGAUCGAGAUAUCCUACCGCUGGAGCAUCCUCCCGGGAUGUCUGCGCCAAUUAUCAUGAGAAUUCAGGAACAUCAGAACGUUGAAAAUUCAUAGUUUCUGAUAAGGGCACUGCCAACCUUGUGGCUCAAUACUUAUAUAAGUUGCGCUGCAAAGAAAAGAGAAAAAAGCAAAAAAAAAAAUAAAAUAAAAAAGGAAAAGACGUAGAAGGAAAAUGUCUGAAUGGAUAUUUCGAUACACGAUAGAUGAUGCGAUAUUUUUAUACAUGAAACGGUUCGUAAAAAUGAGCGACGCUUCGAGACUGUCCAUAGCUCAUGGUAACAAUAGUAUACUCGAAUAAACAUCAUUAAUCUAUCUCACAGAUUUUCCCCGAGAUAUUACACAAUGAAAAAAAGCAAUACGAUUAAUCAAGACGCUGUUGUUAAUAAGCAUGCAAUAUGUAUUUUUUAUAAUCCGUUGUAUAAACAUUGUUUCUCGCCAUUGAUUACGAUGUCGACUCGAUUAAAGGGCGAAUAAGUGUAUGGAGAAUUCUAUUAAAUUAUUGCUAUAUUAAUGUAAAUUUGCAAUAUAUUUUUAAAGUUUUUAUCUCAGAGGACAACACUAACAAUAUGUAAUAUAUAAAAAUAAACUUAUUUAAUUUUAUUCAACUUCAGACAGACUACCUUCUACGUUGUAAUGUAAAACUAUGCCUAGUAUUAUUACUCUUACAAGCAAACUACACAAGUGUUAUGAUAAUUUGAAUAUUAGGGAAAUAUGAAGAUUACAGUUACUGCUUGUUAGUAACUUAACUUAGUCAUAUGUCUCUCCUUUUUUAGAAUAUGUCUUUCUAUUAGCGUUUUGAUGUGUUUACUAAAAAGUACGUUUAAUUUUAUGACUGAACAUUGUCCAUUACCUCAUUUAUAUAAAGUUACUGAUAUAGUGUUGUAACAAUAUCAGGAAAUCGUCCGUCUAGAUAUGGAUUGCCUAAAAAGAUCCAUCAAAUUAUUUUUUCGAACAUAAUGGUGCUAAGUGUUUGAAGCUAAAGUUAUUUAUGAAAGUUAACGUUAUCUAAGGAAAAAAAAAAGAAUUAGGUGCUUAUAUAUUUUCUUGCAUCCACGAUUCAUAGAAAAUUAUGAUUAGCGAAAGCUGUAGGAGACUAGGAUAUUAAUUUUUGGGUAAUCCAACUCAUAAAAAAAAGGAAUGGAAAAGGGAAAUACUUAAUGUGGAUAUUUUACGCUCUCAUAUAAGAUGCAAUAACUAAGUACAACUCGAAGUGGAUCAACUAGAUGCUUGACAAAUCAAAAUCCUUUUAUAAGAAGUAUAUAGCCAGCCAGAAUUUUUCAUUGACAGAUAGACUAUGUUACAAUUACUACCGAUAUUAGAAACUACGGUUCGAAAGAAGAAAUUCCGUCGCUCGAUGACAUUUGAAUUGGCUAACGUUCGCUACGCUCGUCAUUCAGCUGAAGAAAGAUAAUUAAAAACAAGAUCAUUUGCUACGAUCGGAUAUUUACUUCAGAUUUUAUCAUAUGCUGGGAUGCAUGUAAUUAUUUUGCUAAAUAUUCAUACUCGUGAAUUUACAAAUUCACGGUUCAACGGAACCGCGAGACCCUGCGGGGCAAGUACUCGUACUUAUUUUUAAAAAUCACGUACGUGCAUACGUAGUAACGGAAUCGCUUAAUUCGAACUACCGUUUGUCUUGAUAUACGCAAACCUUGGGGAAAAAA